Messenger RNA from Moneuplotes crassus, 2192 nucleotides. The record is from the annotation of a GenBank genome assembly. Lineage: Eukaryota; Ciliophora; Spirotrichea; Euplotida; Euplotidae.
AUGAUCGCAAAAUCUUUGGGUAAAAGACUGUUCUCUACAAGGACAAGCGCCGAUGUAAUCAUUAUUGGUGGAGGUCAUGCCGGCUGCGAAGCAGCCCAUGCAUCAGCUAGGACUGGAGCCAAUACUGUGCUUGUAACUCAGAAGCUUGAAAGUAUUGGAGAAAUGAGCUGAAAUCCAUCAAUUGGAGGUAUAGGCAAAGGAACGCUUGUCAGAGAAAUUGAUGCCUUAGGGGGAAUUAUGGCUAAAACUGCAGAUGAGGGAGGGAUCCAAUUCAAAGUAUUGAACCAAUCUAAGGGUCCAGCUGUGCAUGGACCAAGAUGCCAGCAAGAUAGAGAUUUGUAUAAGAAAGCGAUGCUUCAUGCGAUGCAAAAUACUCCAAACUUGAGCAUAGUAAAUGGUAGUGUUGAAGAUCUCAUUGCUAAUAAAUCUACAAAUACUGUUGAAGGAAUCAUACUAGAUAAUGGAGAAGAGAUUCGAUCAAAAACUACAGUGAUAACUACUGGAACUUUCCUGGGAGGAGUCCUCCACAUUGGCAAAGAUCGGUAUGCAGGAGGUAGAUUUAUGAGAAAAGACGACAAUGCUGAGCCACCGAGUACAAAACUUUCCAAAACACUACGCAGUUUCAACUUCCCUAUGGGGAGAAUGAAGACUGGAACUCCUCCUCGAUUGAAGUAUUCUACUAUCAACUAUGAAGGUCUUGAAGCUCAGGAAAGCGACACAGACAUUCAGUAUAUGAGCUUGCUGAACCAAUUUAAAGGCAAAAAGCCUGUCAAUGAUCUUAUAAACUGCUACAUUACAUAUACAAACCCAGAGACACAUAAUAUAAUCAAUGAAAAUCGGAAAUUGCUGCCUGAUUUUGAUGAGAAUGAGGGCCAAGGAGUUCCUCCGAGGUAUUGUCCAUCAAUUGAGCUCAAGUUGCUCAGGUUCUCCCAAAAGAACAAACAUAGAGUCUGGCUUGAGAGAGAAGGGUCAGAUAGUGACAUAGUAUAUCCUAAUGGUAUCUCUACUUCUCUUCCUGAAGAUGUGCAGCUAGAAUUCCUGAAAACAAUUAAGGGAUUUGAAAAUGUAGAAAUCCUUCGCUGUGGAUAUGCUGUGGAAUACGACUAUAUCACACCUAAUUGCCUCAAGCACUCUCUAGAGACAAGGAUUCUCAAUAAUUUGUACCUAGCCGGACAGAUAAAUGGGACAACAGGGUAUGAAGAAGCAGCAGCACAAGGAAUCGUAGCUGGAAUUAACGCAGGUUUACAAGCUCAAAAUCGUAACCCCUUUAUCCUAAACAGAUAUCAAGGAUUGAUAGGAGUUCUAAUUGAUGAUCUUAUUUCUAUUGGAGUAAAAGAACCCUACAGAAUGUUUACAUCCCGUUCUGAGUUUAGGCUUCUUCUGAGGCCUGAUAAUGCGGAUCUCAGGCUAUCUCCUUUAGCCCAAGAAAUUGGAAUUCUAGAUGAAGAAUACUCCGAUAUGGUAGAUUUUAAAAAAUCUGAACAUGAGAAUGCCCUAAAGGUGCUUAAAAGCUACCAAUUUUCCACAACGCAAUGGUCAAAAUAUGGUGUGCCAGGACUGUCUGUAAAGAAUAUCAACAAGUUAUCUGGAGACGAACUGGUGAGCACCAACUCCGCUGUCUCUCUAAACUCAGUUGCUAGUGCUAUAACAGAGCACAGGUCUUCAUUGGAAGAACCCCCAUUCACUAUUGAUAGUAGGGCGAUAAGACCCCUUGAAAUUGAGCUAAAAUAUCGGAUUUAUAACACAAGGCUACAGAAGAUUUCAGAAACUCUUAAGAAGGAGCAGUACAACACCGAUAUAUCAGAGCUUGAUCCCUCUGAAGUUAAAGGUACAAAUAAAUUAGCACCUCCAAGACAUUCCAUGACAAUAGCUAUUUUCUUCUGAGGAUAAAACUUUGUUGGGAGGCUGAGCCACUUUCAAAAUCACCAAAAUGCACUUCAAAUGAUUUUUAGAGAAAAUUGUUUCACAAUUUUUAGGAUCAUAAAAUUUGAAGUCCGCCUUUGUUCAUUCCUAUUAGUUUCAAUGUUGUUUAAUCCAAACUUAUAGCCUUUAUCUCUUCUGAGGAUUUCGAGAUUCUUGAGAGUAGAAAUCCGACAACUUUGUAUGGAGCAAUGAGGCUUGGUGUCAAACCGACAGCCAUCGCUGCGAUCUGGUUCUACCUCAAGAGGCAGAAAUAGGGAAGAGCAUUGAGU